AAACUCCACAUUUGAGUCGGAAAAUUCACGGAAAAUUGUUUGCGAAACUGCAGUGUCUGUGUCUGUGUCUGCCAACCCCCGCUGGUAAACCAACCCUCCACAGUCCUAGGAAAAACAGGUCGUCGGUUCAGUGAACUUCCGCCAGAUACAGAAUCGAAAUCAAGAAAAACUUCGAGAAAAUGGCAGAUAUUCCGUUUAUCUUGAACCUGGACUCACCCGACUCCAUGUACUAUGGCCACGACAUGUUCCCCAAUCGCAUGUACCGCCGCGCGCACUCUCGACAGCACCACGAGCUGGAUCUUCAUACGUUGGGACUGAUUGCCCGGAUGGGUGCACAUGCUCAUCAUCUGGUGGCCAAGAAGCGCAGCGGCGAGCUAGCUGCUCUGGGCGGCAUUCGUUCUGGGGAAAAGAAGGGCAACUUUGAGGUGAAUCUCGAUGUGGGUCUCUUCCAGCCCGGGGAGCUGACCGUCAAGCUGGUCAACGACUGCAUCGUGGUGGAGGGCAAGCAUGAGGAGCGCGAGGAUGAUCACGGACAUGUGACACGUCACUUUGUGAGGCGCUAUCCGCUGCCCAAGGAGUACGACGCUGAUGCAGUGGCUUCCACUUUAACUGAGGACGGCGUCCUCACCAUAACCGUGCCACCUCUGGCGUCCCAGGAUGAGCCAAAGGAGCGUGUCAUAACCAUCAAGCACGUGGGCCCGUCCGAUCUCUUCCAGAAUGGCAAUGGCCACAAGGAGCAGUCAGCCUCGCCUCCCUCCGAGGCCAAGUAAAGAGCUCAGCCUAAAAAAAAACAGCCGCGCCAUCAGCCGCCAAGUGAUUUCCCAAGACUCCCUUCUUUUUGUCGUUGCACUAAAAAGACGCAAAUUUAUGCACCAAUCGUAUUUAUUCAUUAUUAAUUACCAACUACAUUUUAAAGCCCAAUUUUACCCAAUUUUGAGACUAAUUAAAAUUCAGUAUUAUUAAUAAAGGAAUAUAAAUGUCG
Drosophila subobscura is the source of this 982-nucleotide messenger RNA. RefSeq names its product heat shock protein 67B3 (gene Hsp67Bc). The record is from RefSeq and is a predicted model, not a curated record. Lineage: Eukaryota; Metazoa; Arthropoda; Insecta; Diptera; Drosophilidae. Gene Ontology annotation, molecular function: protein folding chaperone. Gene Ontology annotation, biological process: response to heat; protein refolding. The coding region runs from base 180 to 770 and encodes 196 amino acids. The transcript has a single exon.